Molecule: messenger RNA, 972 nt
Organism: Opisthocomus hoazin
Lineage: Eukaryota; Metazoa; Chordata; Aves; Opisthocomiformes; Opisthocomidae
Source: RefSeq, a predicted model, not a curated record
AUGCUGUGCAACUGUUUGUUUCGGGCCCUCGGUGACCAGCUUGAGGGGCACUCACGCAACCAUCUCCGACAUCGCCAGGAAACGGUGGAUUACAUGAUAAAGCAGCGGGAGGAUUUUGAACCUUUUGUGGAGGAUGAUGUGCCCUUUGAGAAACACGUUACCAAUUUGGCAAAGCCUGGUACCUUUGCUGGCAACGAUGCUAUUGUGGCCUUUGCAAGGAACAAUCAAAUGAAUGUGGUUAUUCAUCAGCUUAAUGCUCCGCUGUGGCAGAUUCGGGGCACAGACAAAAACAAUGUGAGGGAACUGCAUAUCGCGUAUCGUUACGGAGAGCACUACGACAGCGUGAGGAGAAUCGAUGAUGAUUCUGAAGCUCCAGCAUAUCUGCAGAUGGAGAUGCUUUGCAAAAAUGAUUCGAAUAAGGAUGAGGAAGUGAAGCGACAGAAGGGUGACUCUGAAGGUGAAAUUGAAGUCGAAAUGGAAGAUGCUGUACAAAAAGUGUGUAAUGCAACUGGAUGUUCAGACAUCGACUUAGUAAGCCGUAUUCUGGAAGUGGAAGACUACAAUAUAGAAUCUGCGAUAUUUUCUGUCUUCCAAGUGAAUGAAGUGGAGAGAAUCGGUGCUGAGGAGCAGCGUGAUCCCCACAGCAAAGAACAGAAAUCGUGUAGUAGAAUUCUAUGGGAAGAAAACGGAAGUGGUUCAGCAAUCUUUGGAAAUCGGAGCUUGCAAGGUGAAACAGAAAACAAGAAAGGACAGGCUGGAUCCGAUGAAGAGAAUCGAGCUAGCAGAAACCCAAAGGUAUCUAAAAAGCAAAAGAAGGAACAGCAGCGGCUAGAGAAGAAGAAGCGGCAGGAGGAAAGGCACCGACAAAAGGUCCUGGCCAACAAGAAUAACUGUGCAGAUAGCAGCAGGAGAGAGACGGACUCAAACAACCACGUCACCUUGGUGAAGGCCAUGGCAGCUCUAAACAUAUGA